AUGUGGGGCGUGCGGUCUCCGGUGAAGCCUCUGCAGAUCAUCACUCCACAUGGGAAACAGACCAAAGACGGAAAGAAACAGGAGCUUUGUCGACCAAUCCUGAAAGUGGAAUACAAGAGCUCCAGGGCGGGAGAGUCCUUCCUGGUCCUCUCUGGAGGUCUUUCGUAUGAGACCAUGGGUCGCAGAAGAGCCUGCCUCACAGUGAUGCACGGGAAGAGCACAGCAGUGUUAGAGAUGGACUCAGGCAUCGUGGACUUCAUCACUCUGUGCGAGACCCCCUACCCCAACGACUUCCAGGAUCCGUACGCGGUGGUGGUUUUGCUGGAGAAGGAUUUGGUCGUGCUUGACCUGGGGCAGAUUGGGUACCCCCCGUUUGAGAACCCCUACCCCUUCAGCCUGCAUGAGUCCCCGGUCACCUGCUGUGAGUACUUUGCAGACUGUCCGGCAGAACUGAUCCCAGCUCUGUACUCUGUGGGGACCAGGCAGAAGAGACCAGGACUCAGCAAGAAGGAGUGGCCGAUCAGUGGAGGAAACUGGGGCGAAGGAACUCAGAGCUUUGCAGAAAUCAUCGUCACAGGACACGCCGACGGAACCAUAAAGUUCUGGGACGCCUCGUCUUUGAUACUUCAUGUCCUCUACAAGCUUAGAACAGCCAAAGUGUUUGAGCGCACGCAGCCGAGUGUGGACCGAGGCGGGGACAAGACCCUUGACAAGACCCUGGACAAGACCCUGGACAAGACCCUGGACAAGACCCUUGACAAGACCCUGGACAAGACCCUGGACAAGACCCUUGACAAGACCCUUGACAAGACCCAUGACCAGACCCUGAACAAGACCCAUGACCAGACCCCAGACCAAACCCCGGACCAGACUCCAGACCAAACCCCGGACCAGACCCCGGACCAGACCCCGGACCAGACCCCGGACCAGACCUCGGACCAGACCUUGGACCAGACCUUGGACCAGACUGGAGACCAGAAUGCAGACACAGACGAGGUCAAAACCGUGGACAAGAAUGUCGACCGUGGCACGGACCAGAACGUAGACCGGACCUCAGACCGGACCUCAGACCGGACCACAGACCGGACCGGGGAGGGCCUGGACUUGCUGGAUGAGGACCCGUUUGCGGUUCAGUGCGUGAGGUGGUGUGUGGACAGUCGGCUGCUGUGCGUCGCCGGAGUCUCCGCUUACAUCAUCGUCUAUCGUUUCAGCAAACAGGAAGUGACGCAAGAGGAAAUACAGCUGUUGGAGGUGCGAAUGCGCAGUGACGCCUCGGACUGUGCGGUGGACUCUCCGGAGGUGGGGGGAGAUCAGUGUCCUCCUCUGCCCCAGAACGCUUCCCUUUCCAGCCCAGAGGAGAACCAGGACCCCCGUGACCUCAGCAGGACCACCUCCAGUGAGGGGGGUGGAGCCAAGAACCACAAGGACGGCACUGCCUCUCUACAGGUCCGGUCAUCUGCGCUGAAGCAGUCUGCAGGUUUUCAUGUGCAGCUGGUUGUACAGUUGGCGUGGGUUAAUGGAGAGCCGCCUCAGCCAAUCACGAGCCUCGAUAUCAACUCUUCCUUCGGCCUCCUGGUGGUUGGCAGUGGGGCGGCUGUGGCUGUGGUCGACAUCGUUCAGAAGAAGUUGGUCCUGAACCUGAGCGUGGCAGAACUCUACAGCUGUGAACUGAAGCAGCCGCGCUCCCCCAGGAAGAGCAGGGCGCCCUCUUCAGCUCUGUGCGACGCUAACGAUGGAACUGCCGCCACAGAGGAGCGCUGCCGAUCGCCCACUUCAGGCUCCUCCCCUUGUAACUCUGACGAUGAGCGCAGACACAAGUUCAUUCAGAAGGUGAAAUCGAAGAGCAGGACGUUCUCUCGCUCCGUGGCCUCAGACUUCGCAAAGAUUUCCCGCAGGAUUAGCUCGUCUGACGCGGCACAGAAGAGGCGCAGUGCCACCACAAGGAGGCGCUGUCCCAAUGAUAGCAGCAGCAACCACCCCAGGGAGCCUGCGUUCAGCCGCUGCUCCAGCGUCAGCAGCAUAGACUCACGUGAGGCCGUGUCAGUGUGUUAUUUUGGGGAAAGUUUUGCACGUCGCGGGGACAGUGCUCCUGGACCCUGUCUGAUGGUGGGGACCACACAGGGGACGGCGGCCAUUUUGUCUCUGAGUGUCCCGUCUGCAGGAGACCAACGACACAGCCUCAGUGGGACCACCUGCGGUGUCGUCUCCCAGUUAGGAGGCGCACUCCUCCUCUGUGCGCUCCUGGACUCCUCCGGCUCUCUGCUGCCUCCUCCCUUUGAGCCGUGGUUUGACACCAACGCAUCAGAUGAGGAGAAGGAGCGAGCGAAGAGGAGGCGACCUGCCACGCCUCCUGGAGGCGCAGACGGGCAGGAGGCGCAGCUCCUCCUGCUGUGCUCAGAGAAGCAGAUCAAAGUGCUGGCUCUCCCGUCGCAGAACCGACUCUACAAACACCGCGUCACCGACACCUCCUUCGUGCUGCACGCAGACGCCGUGGCGGUGGGCGGAGCCAACUGCGUCAUGUGCUUCUGUGCCGACGGAACCAUCCUGGCACUCAGUCUGCCCAGCCUGCGCCCCCUGCUGGCCGUCCCCUUCCUCCCCGUCACAGACAUGAGGAUCGCUCGGACCUUCUGUUUCUCUCACUGUGGUCAGGCCCUGUACCUGUGCUCCCCCUCUGAGGUCCAGAGGCUCAGCUACAGCAGGGAGACCAGCGAGCAGACCCAGGAGAUGCUGAGUGAGCUGUUCACUGCGGUGGAGACGCCUGAGGCUCCGAACAGAGGCUUCUUCAAAGGACUGUUCGGAGGCGGAGCCCAAUCCCUGGACCGAGAGGAUCUGUUUGGAGAAGCUGCCGCGGGGAAAGCAUCCCGCAGUCUGGCGCAGCACCGUCCUGGUCCUGGUCCUGAGGGUCUGGAGACUGUGAAGGGAGCAGCCUCAGGGGUGGUGGGGGACCUGGCCCGGGCCCGAGUGGCUCUGGACGAGAGAGGACAGAAGCUGUCGGAGCUGGAGGACCGCUCGGCGGCAAUGAUGGCGAGCGCUGACUCCUUCUCCAAGCACGCUCACCACAUGAUGCUGAAAUACAAAGAUAAGAAGUGGUAUCAGCUCUGA
Molecule: messenger RNA, 3102 nt
Organism: Knipowitschia caucasica
Lineage: Eukaryota; Metazoa; Chordata; Actinopteri; Gobiiformes; Gobiidae
Source: the annotation of a GenBank genome assembly